AUGCUUGCAGAGUGGGGGUGGUGUAUUGGUGGUGGUGGUGGUAGUGGGGGUGGUGUAGUGGUGGUGGUGGUGGUAGUGGGGGUGUGGGGGUGGUGUAGUGGUGGUGGUUGUGGUAGUGGGGGUGGUGUAUUGAUGGAGGUGGUAGUGGGGGUGGUGUAUUGGUGGUGGUGGUUGUGGGGGUGGUGUAGUGGUGGUGGUGGUAGUGAGGGUGGUGUAGUGGUGGUUGUGGUAGUGGGGGUGGUGGUAGUGGGGGUGGUGUAUUGGUGGUGGUGUGAGGGUGGUGUAGUGGUGGUAGUGGGGGUGGUGUAUUGGUGGUGGUGGUUGUGGGGGUGGUGUAUUGGUGGUUGUGGUAGUGAGGGUGGUGUAUUGGUGGUGGUGGUAGUGGGGGUGGUGUAUUGGUGGUGGUGGUGUGGGGGUGGUGUAGUGGUGGUGGUGGUAGUGGGGGUGGUGUAUUGGUGGUGGUGUGGGGGUGGUGUAUUGAUGGAGGUGGUAGUGGGGGUGGUGUAUUGGUGGUGGUGGUUGUGGGGGUGGUGUAGUGGUGGUGGUGGUAGUGAGGGUGGUGUAGUGGUGGUUGUGGUAGUGGGGGUGGUGUAUUGGUGGUGUGGGGGUGGUGUAGUGGUGGUGGUGGUAGUGGGGGUGGUGUAUUGGUGGGGGUGGUGUAGUGGUGGUGGUGGUAGUGGGGGUGGUGUAGUGGUGGUGGUGGUAGUGGGGGUGGUGUAG
Messenger RNA from Knipowitschia caucasica, 720 nucleotides. Lineage: Eukaryota; Metazoa; Chordata; Actinopteri; Gobiiformes; Gobiidae. The record is from the annotation of a GenBank genome assembly.